AUGGAGUCAAUCGACCCGGCUACUGGUCGAACGCUGCCACCCGAUGCCAUCCAAAGAGUGCUAUUCGUAGCGAACCCCGUGCAUGUCUACAACAUCCCGCCCAUGACCCCCGGGAAGGGACAUGUCGCGGCGACCUGGACGGGAGAGGGUAGUAAUGACCGACAGAUCUUUACAGCGCGCAUGCGUGUCAUCGAGACUGCUAUCCCCGUGCCCGGCAACAACGCCGACGCCGACACCGAUGGUGAUGGCGACGAGCAGGUGAAGACGGAUAUCAUCCUCGAGGACGCCAGCACGGGCCAGCUAUUUGCCGCGGCACCGUACACGGCUGCCGCAAUUGUCGAGCCCGUCUCCGAUAGCUCGCGGUUCUUUGCGCUGCGCGUGCAGGACGACGCCGGCCGCAAAGCCACUCUAGGCGUCGGCUUCGAGGAGCGUAGCGAGGCUUUCGAUUUCGGUGUGUCCUUGCAGGAGGCCCAGAAGACCCUUGGCUGGAGCAAUCAGGCCGGGGGGCAGGCCGGGAAGAAGCCGGUCGUCGAGCGGAAAGACAGUGCUGAGAAGCGCGAUCUCAGCCUGAAGGAAGGCGAGACGAUUACGGUCAACUUACCGGGAAGAUUCGGCAGACGGAAGCCAGAGCCACCUCCUCAGGGUUCGAACAACGAAGGUCUAUCGUCGUUCUCGUUACCUCCGCCGCCGUCUUCGGCAUCACCUGCGGCAGCGCCUCGCGGUCCGGGAAUACUUCCGCCGCCGCCGACUUCGCAUAGCAGCACGCGCGCAAAACGGUUGUCGGCGCAGGAUUUAGGGUUUGACAACGGCAAGUUUGGAGAAUUUGCAUGA
Messenger RNA from Daldinia childiae, 831 nucleotides. Its product is annotated as Adaptin ear-binding coat-associated protein 2. Lineage: Eukaryota; Fungi; Ascomycota; Sordariomycetes; Xylariales; Hypoxylaceae. Gene Ontology annotation, biological process: endocytosis. The record is from RefSeq and is a predicted model, not a curated record. The transcript has a single exon. Bases 1 to 831 code for a protein of 276 amino acids. Gene Ontology annotation, cellular component: clathrin vesicle coat; membrane.